Micropterus dolomieu (smallmouth bass) is the source of this 1473-nucleotide messenger RNA. It is a transcript of the gene ptcd2, whose product is annotated as pentatricopeptide repeat domain 2. NCBI's taxonomy places the organism in Eukaryota, Metazoa, Chordata, Actinopteri, Centrarchiformes, Centrarchidae. Gene Ontology annotation, molecular function: protein binding; RNA binding. Gene Ontology annotation, cellular component: mitochondrion. Bases 13 to 1179 code for a protein of 388 amino acids. The record is from RefSeq and is a predicted model, not a curated record. Gene Ontology annotation, biological process: mitochondrion organization; multicellular organism development; regulation of mRNA processing. The transcript has 10 exons.
GUUUUCAUUUCCAUGGUACAGUCAGUGGACAGUAUGGCGCUGGCCAGGAUUUCCAAAUGUUGUCGGUCGUUACUACGUGAGCCCACCAAAGGGGUGUUUUGUGGUGUUUUACAGCCAGGUUGGAUUGAAGGCUGCAUAGGAGCUAAGAGGCAUCUGUUGUCAGAAGAUGUCAUCAAACUACAAGAUUUCCAGCAAAGGAAGCUGGCUGUGGCUCACCUUGUCACUGGAUCACAAGGCAAUUAUAUUGAGCUAUUCAGUCAGAAGCUGCAAAGGAAUGAGCUGAUACUUAGAGAUGAACUGAAGCUUCUCCUUCACUUGUGCCAGUCUGCAGAUGACAUGGUGAUAGCCAGAGAUGCCAUUUAUAGAUAUCACACAGAGAACCGGAACUUGGUUUCUGGGGAGUUCAAGUUCGGUCCUCUCUUCAUGAGACUGUGCUAUGAGCUGGGUCUGGAGGACCUGGCUGCUGUUACACUUACAGAUAAGAGUAUGAGAGGAUUUUUCAGUGACGCGACCUCCUUUAACAUCGCCAUUGACAUGUUAUUUACAAAAGGCUCUUAUGACAGUGCCCUGGAGGUACUAAGAACCAUGAGGAACCAAAGUGUACCUUUCAACAAAGACACACUGACACUGGCAUCUGGCACCUGCUAUAAACUGAACACAGCAGAGUCCUAUAGGAUCUGCACCGCUCUGAUAGAGGAGGGACAGACCAAAGGGCACUUCAUCCCCAGACAUGCUUACUGCUUUGCCGUUGCAUUAGCACUUCGACAGAAUGACAUUGAAAAGGCACAGUCAUUGUAUUCACAAAUAAUGAGCACUGACAGCAGAUUAUGCCAGAAUUUGAAGGUUGUCAUUCUAGUAAUGUCAGGAGCAGUGACAGAUGCCAUUUCCAUCUUGUCUGCAGCCAUGUUACCUAAAGGCCCUUCUUUUGUAAAGAGGCCUGAAUUUUCUCAGGAGGUGGUGGAUUUGCUGUGCUUGCGGAGUGAGGGCAGACCGCACAUGAUGAAGGUGGAACAGAUAGUGACUCAGCUUGAGCGAGCCGGUCAGGUGACCCAGCAGACCCUCGAUGAUAUGCUCUGCCACACGCCCACAGGGAAGAGGAAACCAGCGCCUAUCAUGGAGGAGAGGAGGACCAGCCGAAGGACUCUGAAGCCACUACAGUCCACUCUGCUGUCAGAGUGAGAGACACUGCAUGAUGUCCCGAAGCCUGCUUUGACUAAAGUAUCUGAGGCUGAACGGAAUCAGUCAAAAAACACUGACUCGGGCUAGAUUUGACUUUGUUACGAUUGCUUUAUCUACCUCUCCUUAAACACAAACACAAACAUCCGUCUGCAGACUGGAAAAGUACAGAAGUAACACCAUCUAAAUGGGUACGGAUCUCCUUGCAAGGUUCUCAUAUGGAUAACGAGUGAUUAGGGAAAAAUGUGUUGUGUAUAUAAAGUGAUUAAAGAUUAAUCAGAUAUUUAAUUUGAAAAA